Molecule: messenger RNA, 3578 nt
Organism: Nerophis lumbriciformis (worm pipefish)
Lineage: Eukaryota; Metazoa; Chordata; Actinopteri; Syngnathiformes; Syngnathidae
Biological process (GO): regulation of gene expression
Cellular component (GO): nucleus
Source: RefSeq, a predicted model, not a curated record
CAUCGGAUGACACAGGCGUUAGCAUUUAGCAUUUAGCAUUAGUGAAGCUCGUCAGUGUGCUCGCUACAAGACAUCAAACAUGUUGAAAGAGCUGGUGAAAGAGCGACUAAUGGCGGCAGCUGACGAAAUAUUCGCGCUGUUUGAAAGCACGAUAACGUCGUACGAAGAGGAACUUUCUCGAACGAGAGAGGAGAAGGAGCGACAUCGACAACAACUGGAAGCUGCUCGCAAAACUCAAAUUGUGCUACACGUUGAAGACGUCCGGCAGCUCCGUCACGAAGAAUGUCCCUUUACGCCACAGGACGGAAGCUCCACUUUGAAGCAGGAGUAUCCACAGCCCCCCCACCUUAAAGACGGUAUCAGUCAGUCAGGAGAAGAGUGUUUUCUCGGGCGGCAGGAGGCUGAUCUCACCAAUUUACCUCUGACUGGUUUCUCUGUGAAUACUGUAGACCAUGAAGACAAACCACAAGUUGACCACCUCUUGGCUCCUCUAUCAGAUAGUGACGACAUAACGUCACACUCUGCUGAGGAUGAAAACGAGGACUACACCCAAGAACCUUUGAGCAGCGAUACAGACUGUGAGGGUGAUAUGAGGACUCACACUGACAACCAACACCCUGAAUGCUCUGAAACGAAGACAUGUAAAAAAGAUGUUACCUGCUCGUUUAGUGCUGAAAUGUUUUGUAAAAAAAGUAGUUAUGAUGAACAUGUGAGAACACACACGCAAGAAAAACCUUUCAAAUGUUCAGUUUGUGGCAAUACAUUUUCUCUGAGGCACAACUUGAAACUACACAUGAGAACACACACAGGAGAAAAACCUUAUAUUUGCUCAUUUUGCUGUAAAACGUUUUCCCAGAAAUCCAAUUUGACUGUACACAUGAGAACACACACACAAGAAAAACCUUUCAAAUGCUCAGUUUGCUGCAAUCGAUUUUCUCAGAAGGCAACUUUGACUUUGCACAUGAGAACACACACAGGAGAAAAACCUUUCAAAUGUUCAAUUUGCGGCGAUACAUUUUCUCAGAGGGGCAGCCUGAAACAACACAUAAGAACGCACACGGGAGAAAAACCUUUCAUUUGCCCAUUUUGCUGUAAAACGUUUUCUCAGAAAGCCACUUUGACUGCACACAUGAGAACACACACUGGUGAAAAACCUUUUCAAUGUUCAUUUUGUGGAGCUACAUUUACUCAGAGGGCCAACCUGAUAUUUCACAUGAGAAAACACACGGGAUAAAAACAUUUCAGUUGUCCACUUUGUGAUGAAGGUUAUUCUGAAAAGCAAAGUUUGACAGCACACACUUCGGCACACAACAGAGAAUAAAUGUUUUCCUGUCCAGUUUGUGCUCAAAGAUAGUCAAAUUGUAGAAGUGCAAUGUUUUGCAUGAAAAAUAGCAGUAGUAGAAGUAGUUAUAGUUUUUUUUUUACCUUGAUAUUCAUUGGGAUUUUCAUAUUAUACAUAGACUUGAUGGGGAAAACUAUAUAGGUAUCUCAACUAAAAAAAAAAGUAGUAUAAUUACAUUUUGUUUAUAAUUGAGUAAAACAUUUAAAAAAAACUAUUAACAAUCAUAGAUAAACGUAACAAAACAUGCUUGUGGGAUCAAUAAUAUUUUUCUUUCCAUUAGUUUCUUUACCAAAUAUAAGUAUUGUGAUUUUUUUCUUCGAAAUAAAUGAUCCACUUCAACCAUCUUUUCUUGACCAGAUCUUCCACAGUAUGUAGUAUAUGAGUCAUGUUUGUGUUUGGAUCAUUUCAGUGUUGAUUAUCUCACCUCGGUCUCUUGCCACCCCAGACAAACCUGGAAAUAAGCCUAUCCCAGGCUGUUAAUAAUUGUUUAUUUCUGUCAUUUAUACGUCACUUAGAUAGUGAUGAUCUGUUGUGUGUAUGAUACCAGAUUCUCUCAUGAGUUCCAGGUUAGUGUGCCACUAAGAACAGCAGCUACAUUAUUUUAGAUCGACACUGAAGCAAAUAAACAAUGUUGACUAACAUGUUUAGACAGUCUGAUGGAUGGGUUUUUCCCUCACAUCAAAAGUGUGCUUGGUAGAUUUUUUGUCAUAAUGAUGGCACCAACAUGUGCUUCAUCGGUUCAUUCUUUCUUUAAAGAGCAUUUAUUAUGCUAUGUCUUCAUGUUUCCUUAUUAGCCGCAUGGAAGACUCUCUCUGUUAUUUCUGCCUGCCACUGAUGUGUGUUUGUAUGAUGUCUAAUACAUUAAAAUCAUUUUGUUGUAUUAAAUUUAUACUGUCGAAAUUACAACAACAUUGUACUCGUAUUGUGUUGAAAUACUAGAGCGAAACACGACAGUUUCUUGGUAAAGACACCAUUCUGUAAUAUAUCUGAUACAACAGCUGUAAAAUACUGUACCAAAGUUUAGUCUUUUUCUGGCUGAAACAUGGGAAUAUGAUUCAAAUGUGCUUCCCCAGCUCUUGGACUGAGCAGUCUUCAAUGCCGCCACAACAUUGGCUGAAUGAGGCGCCUCGGUUUCCUUGGACGCAUCCACUGGCCAAGAGUUGGUGGGCGGCCGAGGGUGGAGUCGGUCGGCUCUCUUGGUUGCUUUGUUGGGUCUGCUCCUGUCUCUGGCCAUGCUCCCCCCCACCCCACCCCAGUAGACGAUGGCGUGGAACACCGCAGAGGCCACCACAGUGUGUGUGGGUGUUGAAAUUAUCUUUUUGUUUGGUUGCUUGUCUGUGCAAGGUGCAUAGACAAGCGUGUACCUGUUUCUCACCUUUUUUGUAAGGGGUGCCGGAAGUUGGCAGACCCGUCAGCGAUCCUGUUCUGUCUCCCUGGUAAUGCGUCCCUGGUUCAAUACCCACCUAGUACCAACCUCGUCAUGUCCGUUGUGUCCUGAGCAAGACACUUCACCCUUGCUCCUGAUGGGUGCUGGUUAGCGCCCGCCUUGCAUGGCAGCUCCCUCCAUCAGUGUGUGAAUGUGUGUGUGAAUGGGUAAAUGUGGAAGUAGUGUCAAAGCGCUUUGAGUACCUUGAAGGUAGAAAAGCGCUAUACAAGUACAACCCAUUUAUCAUUUAUUUAUUUAUUUAUCUGCUCUUGAAUGGGACUGUGCUGAAAUGUUCUAUUUCCACUCGGAGAUUAAUAAAGUACAUCUGAUUCUGAUGAUUUUGAAGAUGGAUAUUUGGAUAUUUCUCAAACCACGCGUAAACCUUUUUGUGUGUCUGUAUGCGGAGUAAAACUAUGGAACAAACUGGAUUUACAGCACACGCAAUGCCAAACUAUUCAUCGAUUUAAACUAUUAUACAAACAUCGGGUCUGGUUCAAAUAUAGAGAUGAGGGUCUUUAAUUUGACCUGCUGUUGUACUCUGUUUCAAAGUGUUAACAUGUGCUCAGUGUUUCCUUACCAUUGUUCCUAUGUUGUCUAUUACCAUUUUUGGUAUAUUAAUUCUUCCUACAUUGUUGAUACAAAUUAUUGAUACAGUGUAAUAAUUAUUGUUACCUGUGGUAAUGCCACUAUGAUACACCAUUUGUAUAAUCCUUAAACAAAAUAACAGUGAAACUCAAUGUAUUAAUCACUGAAUUGAGAACUGGGGGUAGGAUUAAAUAAAUGAUCUUCUUCCCACUCCCUUUCAGGCAA